Molecule: messenger RNA, 390 nt
Organism: Ichthyophthirius multifiliis
Lineage: Eukaryota; Ciliophora; Oligohymenophorea; Hymenostomatida
Product: protein kinase domain protein
Exons: 5
Biological process (GO): protein phosphorylation; regulation of cytokinesis; mitotic cell cycle
Cellular component (GO): centrosome; spindle pole; cytoplasm
Molecular function (GO): protein kinase activity; ATP binding
Source: RefSeq, a predicted model, not a curated record
AUGGUAGUAAAAUUAGCUGAUUUUGGUCUUUCAGCAUAAAUAGAUUUUCCAAAUUAAAAAAGAAAAACUGUUUGUGGAACACCAAAUUAUAUAGCUCCUGAAGUAUUAAAAAAUCUUGGGCAUGAUCAUAUGGUUGAUAAUUGGGCUUUAGGAGUAAUAACAUAUACAUUUUUAAUAGGAAAACCUCCAUUUGAAGAAAAAGAAAAUUCAACUGAAAACUAAAUAAAUAAUCAAGAUGAUUAAUAAAUUUAUGUUAAAAAAUUCAACAAUACAUAAUAAGCUUCAUUUUUUAGGUUUAAUAAAAAUGGUUAGGAACAAAUUUAUUGUAUUAAAUAAAAUCAAGAAGUCCCUGCUGAAAUUACAAAAAGAUUAACUCCAGUUAAAUUAUGA